This is a messenger RNA of Heterocephalus glaber (naked mole-rat), 1456 nucleotides long. Lineage: Eukaryota; Metazoa; Chordata; Mammalia; Rodentia; Bathyergidae. The record is from RefSeq and is a predicted model, not a curated record.
AUGGCUGUGCACCGCACAGAGUUCCCAGCUGACAGAGGGCUCCGAACCGCCCACGGGUCCGACCUGAGGCAGGCCCGAGCCCCGCCCCGGCCCCUCACCCGCCUCCUGGGCGGCACCCAGGCGGUGGCCCAGCAGGCGGCGCCGGGCAAGAAGCGGAUGGCGGCCACUGCGCAGGCUUGCGCGGCGUCCCUGUCCGGCCCCGCGAGCGCGCGCAGCAGCACAGACCACUCGGCGGCCGGCGCCACGGUCCGGUUCCUGCGCCGAGGCCGGGCCCUAGGGACCCGGCUCGGGGCGCAGGGACCUCGGAGCCGCGGGGAGGACCCAGGUGGAGGCGCACGUGCCACGGCCAGGCGCCCCCCAGAAUGCGGGCGGAGAGCUCGGGGCGCCCGAAGUCUGCAGUGCGGAGUUCCGGGAACCAGAGCCUACCUGGGGCCCAUUCCGGAGGCCCAGGGUCCAAGGCCCCCGGCCGCUUCCGGACCCAGCUCUCCAGGUUCCUCUCGGGUAGGACAGGAGCUGGCAGCCAGAGGAGAAGAUGCUGGUGACUUCCAGCCCCGAGUUUGCGCUCUGGACCCACCGCUCCCUUCCAGCCCCUUCCAGCCCCGCCAGCACCCGCACCGCGCCUUGGCCACCCUGCCUCUGCCCGGGACUUUCCCCCAGCGCAGCCGCCUUCCGCGAGACCCCGAGGGCUCUUGGGGUGGGACUGAAGGCUGGGAGACCAGGAGGCAGGCGCGGCUGGAGAGAGCCCUGGCUCUGUCGGCUCUCACUGUUCCCCGGGCUGAACCUGGACUUACGGACUCAAGUAAUGGGGACUACAGAAUCUGCCGCCUCUGGUCUCCUGGCCAAAACAUUGUCUUGCUAAAUUACCGCGGAAGCACGGGCGGUCUGGGGUUCCAGGUGCCUGCGGGCUGCUCAGUGGGGCGGUCCUCUGAGCGGCGCUUGCCUCAGACAGUAGAGACGGCCGCGCGCCUCAUCCCGGCCCUGACUGAGGGCCGAGGCUGGAGGUUCAGCGACCGAGUGAGCGCCUGGCUGGAGAAGAUCUCAGGCUGUAGUUUAGUGUGCAAACCCUCGGUUCAAUCCCAGUUCCGCCCCAAACCAAACCAAACCAAAAUAAAAAACAAAAACAGGGGCCAGGGAUGUGGCUCAGUGGUCCCAGAGUCUGCCCGGCCAGCGCAAGGCCCUGAGUCCGAUCUCGGUACCCAAAACCGAAAUCGACACCGAAACCAGGUUGGGACUACUGAGUCCACCCGCUGCUGGUGCCAUCGAGAUGUGCCUUGGAGCGGCCCGGGGGUGGGGUGGGGUGGAGAGUAACUUCCUCCUCGGCCCCUCGGGACCCCAUCUUGCGCCGGGGCCGGGGAGCCCCCUCCAGCACCGCGUCCCGGCUUCCUGCCCGGUUCCGGCCCCGCGCGGCUGAACGCCGGCCCGAGCUGGCCCGGACCCAGCCUGCGAGCGCCCCGCG